CAAAGUUCACUCCCCUCCGGCCCAACGAGCCCGCCAUAGUCGCCACCGCCUUCUUCUCGCCCGCCACCGUCCGGCGGCCUUCUUCUCGCGCCUCCCUCUCCGAGCCAGCGUCGAUGCGCUAUCUCGAACUGCCGGACGAGCUCCUGCCGCUGACGCUGCGAGGCCUCUCUCCCGACGAGCUGGCCGUCGCAGCGGCGGUCUGCACGGCACUGCGGCGAGUCUCGGAAGCGGACAGCCUCUGGGCCGACGUCGACCUGCAGCUGCGGCCGUCGCUCUCCGCGCUUCCGCCCGGGCUCAAGCGCCGGCUGGCCGCGACCACGAGCCUGCGCGUGAGCCUGCCGCACCGAGGGUGCAGGGUGCGGCACGCGUUUCUGGCGGCGCAGGGGGCGGACGCCUCGCUGCUCACCUGGUCGUGCGGCGGCCUCUCCGACAGCGGCCUGCUCAGCCUCCUGCAGGCGUGCGGCGGCCGGCUCGUCUCCCUCGACCUGGGCGGGCAGGCGCACGCGCACCUGACCUCUGCGGCGCUGGUCGACGUGCUCGCGGUCACCUCGCCGACGCUGCAGACGCUGCGGCUGCGAGGCUGCACCGCGGUGGGCGGCUCCUCCUGGUCGUUCCACGUCAAGGCCUUUGGCGUCGACGGCCCGCCGCAGCUGCCGCAGCUGAGGCAUGUCGACUUCUCUCACACGGACGCAACGGACGCGCUCGUCGGCGCGCUGCUGCGGCGGGCGCCUCGCCUCGAGUGCGUGAGCCUCAACUUCCUGGACAAGCUCGGCGACGAGCCUCUGCGGCAGCUCCUUCCCGCCCCGCCGCCCUCGCUGCGCAGCCUCGGCCUGAUGGGGUGCCCGCGCGUCUCGGACUCGCUCCUCCGCUCCCUGCUCGCCGCGCUGCCUGCCUCCUCCCUCCUCUGCGACAUCUCCUUCGUCUGCGAUCUCGCCCCACCCGACGACGAGAACACGCCGCCCGGCGCUGCAGAGGGCCGCGCCGGCGCCGUGCCCGACCCCGCGAGGAGCGCUGCGGCGGCGGAGCCGCUCGACCGGCUGCUCUCGGCGUACCACCGCGAGCAGCUGCGCCAGUAGGGCCGC
Messenger RNA from Emiliania huxleyi CCMP1516, 1082 nucleotides. RefSeq lists its product as hypothetical. NCBI's taxonomy places the organism in Eukaryota, Haptophyta, Isochrysidales, Noelaerhabdaceae. The transcript has 5 exons. The annotation marks the transcript as partial. The record is from RefSeq and is a predicted model, not a curated record.